AAGACUUCUGAAUUGUGUUGAAGCAUCCUUUGUUAUCAUUGUUGGUUUACACAGAUUAGAGCAAUAUCAAUAGUGCCAUAGCCUCAGUCUCGUUUUUGCCCCCACACUAUUAUCCACUAGACUUAAUCUGCUAAUCUAGAAGAGUAUUCUGCCAUUGCAUCCAGCCAUUGCAGUCAUUCCGGACACUCUUAUAGUGCUUAUAAUCAUCUAAUUCUGCCAUACUCCUGGUUUAUCAUAUUGUUAGUCUUUUAGAUUCUUCUCAAACUCCACUACUUUCAAAAGUCUCAUUUCUAAAAUGCACUUCUCGUUAUCGUUACUCACCACCAUCGCUACUGCUUUGCUUGCUCUUCCUGUUGAUGCCGGAAAGCACUCUGCCAAGUUGAAGAAGGUUCCUACUGAAGAAACCCUUGACGCCAACACCUUCAGAGAAUACACCGACGCCCUCUCCAACAAGUACAUGAACAUGUUCAACGCUGCUGCUGGUAACCCGGUCGUUCCUAACGUUAUGGGUAUGGCCAACCAGGCUCAAGUACCAUUUGUUAACCCAGAAGGUAAAAAGGGUGCCCAUGAAGCUCCAUUGACAAACUACUUGAACGCUCAGUACUUUACUGAAAUCCUGUUGGGUACUCCAGCUCAGCAGUUCAAAGUCAUUUUGGAUACUGGGUCUUCCAACUUGUGGGUUCCAUCACAGGAAUGCUCGUCUUUGGCAUGUUUCUUGCAUACCAAAUACGACCACGACUCGUCGUCCACUUACAAGGCUAAUGGCUCCGAAUUCUCUAUCCAAUACGGUAGUGGAGCUAUGGAAGGUUACGUCUCCCAAGAUACUUUGGCUAUUGGUGACUUAGUGAUUCCAAAGCAAGACUUUGCUGAAGCCACUUCUGAACCAGGUUUGGCUUUUGCUUUCGGUAAGUUCGAUGGUAUCUUAGGUUUGGCUUAUAAUACUAUCUCCGUCAACAAGAUUGUGCCUCCAGUCUACAACGCUCUUGCACAGGGUUUGUUGGAUGAGCCACAAUUCGCCUUCUACUUGGGUGACACCAAAAAGGACGAAAAUGACGGUGGUUUGGCCACCUUUGGAGGUUACGACGAAUCCGCUUUCACUGGUAAGAUCACAUGGUUACCUGUCAGAAGAAAGGCUUACUGGGAAGUUUCCUUUGAAGGUAUCGGCUUAGGUGACGAAUAUGCCGAGUUGGACAACACCGGUGCUGCUAUCGAUACCGGUACUUCGUUGAUCACCUUGCCAUCUUCUUUGGCCGAAAUCAUUAACGCUAAGAUCGGCGCUACCAAGUCUUGGUCCGGACAGUACCAGAUUGAUUGUGAGAAGCAGGACACUUUGCCUGACUUGACAUUGAACUUUGCUGGGUACAACUUCACCUUGACCGCCCACGACUACAUCUUGGAAGUUGGUGGUUCAUGUAUCUCUGUAUUCACUCCAAUGGACUUCCCUAAGCCAAUUGGUGACUUGGCCAUCAUUGGUGAUGCUUUCUUGAGAAGAUACUAUUCCAUCUACGACUUGAAAAAGGACGCUGUUGGAUUGGCUACCUCGAAGUAAGUUUUUAACUACGUAACGGCCAUUGGGCUACAUAAUUCUUAAAAUUGCUUCUUUCUGAUCUAUUGUUUGUUUUGCUUAUCUUGUUGUUUUGUUCUGGUUUGCGAUUCCACUCCAGUAUUCUCUUAUGUAUGCUGAAACAAAAUAAUUUACAAUUAUAUGCAU
Molecule: messenger RNA, 1711 nt
Organism: Scheffersomyces stipitis CBS 6054
Lineage: Eukaryota; Fungi; Ascomycota; Pichiomycetes; Serinales; Debaryomycetaceae
Gene: APR1
Product: proteinase A
Exons: 1
Coding region: 296-1549 (417 amino acids)
Cellular component (GO): fungal-type vacuole
Molecular function (GO): aspartic-type endopeptidase activity
Source: RefSeq, a predicted model, not a curated record